GCCACAGCUAUGCGCACAUCUUCCCCAUCCUAGCCGAAAUUUCCCGCUCGUAUUCGGGAACGCGCGAAAUCGCGGCGCGAAUUUUAAAAAAGGAAUUCUAUUUUGACAUUCAGAACUUUUUUAGGGGACAAAAAAUUUUGGCGUUGGCGAAAUUUUGGUAAAUUGAGUGUUGGUGUAUUAGUGCGUUUUGCAUAUAUAGCUUUUAAACAUUAUUUUAAUUUAUGUGCGGUGUGCGAACAUGUUCAUGUGAAGUGUGUAUUUAUUUUGUGCUCAUUUACUUUUUGGAUUUUUUUUGCUCCGGAAUUUUUUGGUGCAACAUGGGAAUAGUGAUAACGGACAGCAGGGUGACAAGAUAUUAAAUGUAAUUUCUAGCAUUAACACAGUUUGAUAGAAUAAAGAUGCUGGGGUGUGGUGAAAAGAAAGUAUUGGAGUGCGUGUACAUUAGUUCGGCGAACGACAGCCGUUGUCUGGAUAAGUAGGGAAGGGAAACGAGGAAACAGUGCUAGUCAAUAGCUAGGGAUAGUUACCAAUACGUCAGUGCCACCUCGGAGUGGUAUGCUUUGUAUUGUAUUUGGUAUCGACUGCGCGCUGUCUGGUCGCUACGUAACGUGGCUUCCCAGCGCGCGACUUCAGUGCUGGAUGCUACUAACUGUAUACACGUUACCACAGCUUGCCGUCUCUGCGAAGAUAUUGUGCCUCCUGAUGGUGGUGAUCUGCGGUGCGGUGCCAUCGAUGGUCCGGUCGGUUCGUCUCUACAGCAAGUGCUCACACAUGUAUGUCAACGUUUUACCAAACGGAACUGUCAUGGCCCGCUCCGAUGGAAACGAUCAGCCGAAUCUCACGAUCAGCACACGCGGCUUAAGCCUGGACCUGCUCAUACACUCGCCGGUGCAAGACAUGUACCUGUGCUUCAAUCGGUCGCGGCUGGUCGGCAGGAGGCUGACGAGAUUUCAAGCCGAGAGACAACCGAACUGCCUAUUCAAAGAAGAAUUUGUGGACGGCUACAGCAGAUACCAUCUCGUGAAGAACGAAGACCGGUACAUAGGAUUCAACAGGCGAGGCGCGCAGAUGCGCCGCGGCAAGCGGAACCUUCCAGAAGGGCAGCACAAGUGCUUCUCGCUGCUGAAGGAGGCGCACGACUUCGACAUAAGCAGGCACAACACGGUGCUGGCCGGCUCGCUGCCCAAGUGGCGCCCGCAGCGUAGGCUCCGGCCGCCCGCGCAGAACUCCAUCAAGCCGCCGUGCCACGGCGUGCGCCACCACCACGGCCGGCCGCAGAGGCGACGGAACUGCGAGGGCACGUAGACGUCUCAUCAUUCACGGCUCAUUUACGCUUCAACGCUUCGCGCGUUUCGUUGCCAGCUGUCGAUGGACAUUGUGAGUGGACAGAGUAUUAGUCAACUACCGCAGUAUUAUUACAGUGACGAGGACUGGAUAGUGUUAGGUUAGCGCGCGGCCGCGGCGUCGCAAACGCCGCAUGAAUGGUAGCUGAACGGAGAGACAGAGCAAACAUACGGAUGGGGAGAAAAAAGCCGAGCCGGGCCUGCGUCUGGAGCUGUGAAAUUCCUUAAGGUCGUGUAACAUCGUGGCGUUUGCUCUUCUGCCUGCGCUCUUGUGCUCUAAAAGAAAAAAGGUUUUCUGUACAAAGAGCAAAUAGUAGUCUCACUAGUCACGAGUCUUCCGACAGACCACCGCUGAACUUGUAGCUUACACGCGAGGUAUAUCGGCCGCGUCGUCAUUAGUACGUGUCAAAAUGUAAUUUUCCCUUUCAUGCGCCGAACCGUUUGAUAACGUUGAGUUCUACGAACCUCGGCCGCUCCGGCUGGCUCGCCAUAAUGUACUUACAGCGCCUUUAUGUCAAUUCUCAGUGUAUUAUUAUUUAAAUGCUUUACUCUUUUAAGUAUGAAUCGUGUUAUCCGCUUGUAAAUAUACUAAUAUGUUCACUUAUUUAUCGAAAACCUAAAUGGAAACUUGUAACGUAGGUGUUAGAUGUAAAAUUGUUUUUAAAUGUUUUGUAUUUAAUCCGAUGGCUCUCUUGUGUUUUGUCACAAUCGAACUAAAAUUCUUCUGUAACUACGAACAUCUUCCUUUAUGUUUUCAAUUUAAUUGUAAUGUAUGAAAUGAAUUACGUGUAUGAUUUUGAACGUUUUGUAUAUAUUAUUUUAAGUGUUUGUAUGUGAGUGAUAGGUUUUUGAAUCUCUUUUGACAUAUUCUGCAGAGGGCUCUCGAUAAUUUGAAAAAUAUUCACUGCAUAAUAUAUUCAUUAAAAUGCAACACAAAAUCUAGUACAUUUUUACUGGUUGCAUUAUUCUAUUACAUUACCAAAUAUGUACACAAAAUCAAAAUGGCGAAAU
Molecule: messenger RNA, 2354 nt
Organism: Zerene cesonia (dogface butterfly)
Lineage: Eukaryota; Metazoa; Arthropoda; Insecta; Lepidoptera; Pieridae
Exons: 6
Coding region: 556-1305 (249 amino acids)
Molecular function (GO): growth factor activity
Source: RefSeq, a predicted model, not a curated record